AUGACCUCCCAGGAGAUUCCGUGGACCUCCCUCAAAGCCCUCUCCUUCGACAUCUACGGAACCCUCAUCGACUGGGAGACCGGCAUCGCACACUCCGCCCGCGCCACCGCCCUAGGCCCCUUCCUCCCGUCGUCCCACAAGCAACUCAUGCUCGCAAUCGAACACCACGACACCACCGUGCAACGCGAACACCCCACCUGGCCGCAGACGCGCAUCAUCGCCGAGGGACUCCGCCGCUACGCCAAGCAACUCGGCGUCGUGGAGCGAGGAGACCUCACCGCGGAGCAAGUCGAAGCCGCGUGCGAGCAGUACGGAAGCAAGAUAGGAGAAUACCCUGCCUUUGUAGAUAGCGUGCAAGCCAUGCAGCGUCUGGGGAGGCGGUAUCGACUCGUCCCGCUCUCGAAUGUAGAUCGCGCGUCUUUCGCGCAGACUCUCCGGGGCCCGCUCCGGGGUUGCCCGCGUUUCGACGCCGUCUACACGGCCGAGGAGAUCGGGUCUUAUAAACCCGACCUUGCCAAUUUUCGUUACCUUCUGGAGCAUGUGAGGGGGGAUUUUGGCGUGGAGAAGGGCGAAUUGUGUCAUGUCGCGCAGAGUUUGUUUCAUGACCAUGGACCUGCCAAGGAAGUGGGAUUGUUGCACAGUGUGUGGGUGGAUCGGGGCGGCGAGAUGGGAGGAGACCCAGAGCAUGCGCAGGAGAGGUUUGGGUUCAAGGUGAAAGUGCAGACGUUGGGGGAAUUGGCGGAGAUUGUGGAGAAGGCGUGGGAGACGGCCGGGAAGUAA
Molecule: messenger RNA, 780 nt
Organism: Lecanosticta acicola
Lineage: Eukaryota; Fungi; Ascomycota; Dothideomycetes; Mycosphaerellales; Mycosphaerellaceae
Source: the annotation of a GenBank genome assembly